Messenger RNA from Lytechinus variegatus (green sea urchin), 1904 nucleotides. Its product is annotated as caspase-7-like. The coding region runs from base 245 to 1810 and encodes 521 amino acids. The record is from RefSeq and is a predicted model, not a curated record. Gene Ontology annotation, molecular function: cysteine-type endopeptidase activity. NCBI's taxonomy places the organism in Eukaryota, Metazoa, Echinodermata, Echinoidea, Temnopleuroida, Toxopneustidae. The transcript is spliced from 12 exons. Gene Ontology annotation, biological process: proteolysis.
UGGGGGGAAUCCCCGAAUAGUUGUUAGCUUGCGCUGUAUAGAUUUCGAGAGGAGGUUCUUGAUCCUCGACCUCGCCUAUAUAUUCCCCUUUUGUUUUACAAACGGGCCUAGAUUCUCAUCUAGAUUUAUAUCAUAAUCCUAAUUAUGUAUUUUAUCUUAUGUUCACUUCAAGUAUCACGUUGAUCUACGGGGAAGUAACACAAAACUACUGAAAAUUUAUUACUGAUACUUUUCUGAUAACAAGAUGGAGCCGCAUCAGAUAGAAAUGAAUAACUUUCAACCAGGAAUGGCCCCAUGCUAUAGGGCAAAGCACGGUUAUGUGGCAGCCGUUAUCGCGUGCACUUCUAGUACGAUGGCAUUUUUGUUUUCUUUAACUGCUCAGCCAUUUGCUCGAUUUAUGGCCAUACCAUGGAUACUUAUUUUGAUUACUGGCUUGAUCGGCAAGAAAGCCCGGAAUAGGAGAUUAUGCUGGGUACGUUCCUAUAUGGUCAUGGCUAUUAUUAGUACUUUUUGUGCACUUGUGAUGAUGGGAUGGACGGCAGUUUUUAUCGCAGCUUGUUUCACUGACCAAAACGCCACAUAUACGGUUGCAAAGAAGGUUUGCUCUAUCAUAUCCUUAAUAUGCAGUACUGUGACGUUUGUAGCGAGUAUAAAAGCUUCGUGUAUUGCUUGCGAUGGAACAUGUCUGUGUUGUAGAGUCCCGAUGCCACCUUCCCCAGACAGUCAUAACGCGUAUCGUGUACUUGAAAACGAACAAGUUUCAUCAGAACCACAAGUUAACAUUUCACCCGACGUGGAUGGAUAUUACACUGGUUGGCAGAUCGAAAAGGCAGAACCUAGGGUGGGGCAAUUUGACCCAGAAGAAAAUUACGUGAUGCAUACAUCUGUCUACAAGGGACUCGUACUCAUAAUAAACAAUUAUCAUUUCCGUGAGGCAAAAGAUCGCCCUGGAUCCGAAAUGGACUUAAAAAAUGUCCAACAUGUCUUCAAGCAAAUUGGAUAUGAACCAGUCAUCAAGACAAAUCUCUCUGCUGGGGAUAUUAAUCGCUUUCUCGAUGAAGCUGUGCACAGAAUAAACCUCGAAGGCCCUGUCUGUCAUUCUUCUGUGGUUGUUGUCCUCAUGAGCCAUGGUGAGAAACGAGGCAUAUAUGGGACUGAUAUGGAUGUCGUGACAACUCAAGAGAUCAAGUCAAAAUUUUCAGGGAGGCAAUGCCCAGCCCUCCUCGGAAAACCAAAGAUAUUCUUCAUCCAGGCAUGUCGAGGACAAUUGCCAACCAAGAGUGCCCUGGAUACUGACGAUCCUGGAAGAACGUCGACCUCUGAGCAGGGAAAUGUUUCCGAUAUGGAUUCAUGCUCAUCAAGAAUGCCGUCCGGCAAUACAUUGGACAUUGACCAUGUUGACGUCGACGCCGAUGUACCAGAUAACGCUGAUAUAUACGUGGCUUAUGCCACUUCUGAAGGUUACUUUUCGAUUCGCGAUCGAGUUGAAGGGUCGUGGUUCAUCCAGUGCUUGUGCGAGGCGUUGAUUGCUUAUGUCCACAUUGAUGAUCUGGAUACCAUUAUGAACCGGGUUACAAGGCGUGUUACCGGUUUCACGGGAUCUGUAACUGAUGUAAAUGGAAAGAAGAAGAAGAUUCUUCAAACUCCAGAUAUAUCCAAGCAAGGCAUCGGAAAGAAAAUUUAUUUCAUGCCGAAAUAUUCACCCCAAAAUACGCGUGAGACAGGGGACAGCAGCUCGAUUCAGCAGCCGAUUAGCCUGUCACGAGAGCAAGGGGCACCAGAGCAAACUACAUGUACAUCGAAUGGCUAAAAUUGAUAGGCUGUGCCAUGCCCCGUAUGCUGAAUUCUGGGGGUUUAAGUCUGAUUUGAUUUUGUCUAUGGAAACUAUGGAAACCCAAGUGAGG